This is a messenger RNA of Suillus discolor, 1044 nucleotides long. RefSeq lists its product as uncharacterized. The transcript is spliced from 7 exons. Lineage: Eukaryota; Fungi; Basidiomycota; Agaricomycetes; Boletales; Suillaceae. The record is from RefSeq and is a predicted model, not a curated record. Bases 1 to 1044 code for a protein of 347 amino acids.
AUGGCUCUGAUAUGCCGUCACGAUAUCCUGCUCUUCUUUGCUAACAUUGAUUUACCUGGCGAGCAACAGAAAUACGCCAUAGCACUCAUCGAGCAUCUGUUUACUCUAUUGCUGCAGGAAGCCACUGUCAUUGCCCUGUAUGAUGUUGGUUGUGUUCUCUCACGGUCAUUAUCUCAAUGGGUGUGUCAGCUCAAGUAUAACCCUCGCAUGUGCAAUGGUCUUGGCCUCUCAGACAGGGAGGGAACUGAAAGACUAUGGUCAAGGUUCGUCAAAUUAAUUGGCAUUCAAAGGUCAUCAUCGGUGAGUGCCAUUGGUCUUGAGAUGCAAACAGAUCUUGGCAAUUUGAUUAAACAGUGGCUCAAGCAUGGAGUUAAUGGUCAGGGAAAAAAGGAGCUUGACAUUGUCCUUACUUUGCAGGCUGAUUUAGAUGCAUUGGACAGGGCAUUGCAACUCACAUGGACCAUUGUAGAGAAGGGCUCGGCUACUGAAGAAACCUUAGAUGCUCUGGAGAGCCUCAAGCACAGCCAUGAUCACUUGAUGAGCAAGGUUGAAACAUCAUAUUCCUCUCUCAAUGUUCAUGACAGAUUUCCAGAACUUCAGGGCAUUGAUUUGGAUUUUGUUCGAACCCUUCUUAUGCUACAUCAGCAGACACGUAAGGCUAUUGCUAAGUGCCAGCUGGCCUUGAUGACAGUGAUUUGCAAGUUUAACUCCUAUUUGUCCAGCAAUUGUUGUAUCUCUACACCGUCCUGGGGUGUCCUGCUUCCUACUCCUCUCCCUACUAAGCUCACUGAUCUUCGCAAAGAUCAGACACUGAUGGAGGAUGUUUGGAUCACUCCAUCUGUUGAAGAUGUCCCUCGUUGGAUCAAAGACACUGAUGUAAGAGAUGGCAUUCAAGUGUUGCUUAAACAGGAACGGUGCCAUGAAGAGCAGCACUGCAUUGGGCUCAAAGCAGAUAACCUUUGUCAAUGGUUUGGAGCUGAGCUCGCUGUGCUAGAACUUGCUCUCCACUCUCCUACAAGUAAGCAAUUUCAUUUACAUCGAUGA